ACGAGUCUCAGCUUCAAUGCUUUGCUCAUGAGAAACAUUGGUCUGCACCGCUGCAGAUUCAUGGUGUUGAGAUAAGGGGUCGAGAGGCUGCAAAGUAGGGCAGAUGUUCAGCAUGUGGCCCUUUACAUCUACUCAACCAAAGGAGGAAGCAUGGGACCCAAUCCCUUCACCGUCACAGGAUUUUGCAACACAUGUCUCUGCGCAGCAGGCCAUCGCAGAGAGCCCGAAUCCCUCAACACAAACAGACACUCCAGGUCUCAUUGGACUGCCGAAUGAACGCCUUGGGAUGCAUCUCAUCCUCCGCGCCCCUGCAGUGAUGCUGACUUCGUUUGGUUGCGGCUUCAUUCUAGGAGCAUCCCACGGUUCAACAAAAGGUGCAAACCGAUACCGGGCCGAAAAUGCGCACCGCUUGCCUACUACACAGACCGGAUGGUUCCUGUAUCAAAAGUCGAAGAAUUAUCACGCCAUGUUUAGCGGGAUGAGAGAAGGCACAAAACUUGGGUCUACAUGCUUGGGAUGGGCGACCCUUUUCAUGAUAACGGAAGAAAUGGUGGAUCUAUCCAGAACGCGGCUUCUGGCUCGACGAGGCGAUGAUGUUGCGACCGGACAUCGGGACGCUGGCAGCACCAUCAUUGCCGCCAUGAGCGUGGCAGGAAUAUACAGUUGGAAGAGGGGGUUGGACCAUUUUGCAACCGUCCACAACGCAAAGAUUGCGCUCAAAUUCUCCAUCAUGUAUGGAGUGGUUCAGGAUGUGGCUGCGACAGUCCGAGGCAGCCCUCCAGCCUAUAUUGCCUGGUUAAGAAAGACGUUUUGGACGAACGAUGCUGCAAAUUUAGGCUGAUACUCCACGCUGCCGGUAUCUUUAUCGGGUCCACGAAUCCCUCCCUGCGAGUAUCUCAACCCUACGGGGUGUACGGCCCUCACGACAUUGAUGGGCAUAUGAAUGCACCUACUAACUCAAGCUGUUGCUGCGUCAGAAUGACUGGCUGGAUUAACAGUGAGAUGUUCUCAUCCAUCGACGAGGCGUACGAGGCGUACGAGGCGCACAUCUGAAAGAGCAGGGACAUAGCUCUAUCGAGACCACGACUAAGUGUCAGCCGAGGCAUGGCCCUAUCUGGAAUGGGAGUAUAGCUUGAGCGGUCUGGACAUUGAGAAUGCCUCAAGUGGAUUUUAGCUGCCGAGCAGCCUGGUGAGCAGGGUGGCCUUGUCGAUCACCCACAUGGUCAUUAGCCGAAGCGCGAGGCUUUCGUAAUUUGAUGGCCCAAAGACUGAAGGAUUCAGAUCUGCUGAGGUGCGGAGGAAGCAGAUCGUGGUUGGGCCACUUCUAUCAAAGUAAGGACGGUUGUGAUUUCGUCUCCAGAUGCCACAACAAGUAUAUAAACGCUGGUAGUUGGUUGCAGAAAGCUGUGCCUGGCCCAUCGCCGCUCUGCAGACCUUGAAACUGGUCCAUCCCGGAGUUGCUGUACACUACCUACCAAAUUGAGACUUGGUCUCUAUCUGCAUGAGGGCUGCAGCUUGCCAUGGCAUGGAUAGCGACGCAAACACAUAUAGCAUCAUAUUCUUAGGUAGGUAGUUAGACUCCUUGACUGCUGA
This is a messenger RNA of Exophiala xenobiotica, 1593 nucleotides long. RefSeq lists its product as uncharacterized. Lineage: Eukaryota; Fungi; Ascomycota; Eurotiomycetes; Chaetothyriales; Herpotrichiellaceae. Bases 104 to 841 code for a protein of 245 amino acids. The transcript has a single exon. The record is from RefSeq and is a predicted model, not a curated record.